This is a messenger RNA of Hyalella azteca, 4959 nucleotides long. RefSeq lists its product as uncharacterized. Gene Ontology annotation, cellular component: cytosol; nucleus; cytoplasm. Gene Ontology annotation, molecular function: ATP binding; protein serine/threonine kinase activity. Gene Ontology annotation, biological process: intracellular signal transduction; protein phosphorylation; negative regulation of glycogen biosynthetic process. Bases 1 to 4959 code for a protein of 1652 amino acids. The record is from RefSeq and is a predicted model, not a curated record. The transcript is spliced from 13 exons. NCBI's taxonomy places the organism in Eukaryota, Metazoa, Arthropoda, Malacostraca, Amphipoda, Hyalellidae.
AUGGCCGACACCGAGUCUUCCGAUAAUUCAAACUCAGAUCUUGAAUAUGGCCAUUAUUAUCCUUCGAAUCGCGACCUCUCACUAGGAUUGUUCAAAGGAUUAAGCAACCCUGCGUUCGAGUACCGUUUGAGUGGUUCUUGCUGUGACGACAAGUAUUAUAGUAACCUUCCAAACUUCGGUGAUGCCGACGUCGCGGGUACACCAGUUUUCGACUUCGGGUGCUCCGACGUCAGCAGUAUUGGGCGACACCGAACUGACACAUUACAGUCUUGGACAACCCCUUGUUGGGUGACAACCCUCGACCUGCUGGGGGAACCCUGCUACAACGUCUGGGUGGAACUUCGCUCCCCUACCUCCCCGCCACCCUACACGACCUCCUCAACUGAGGGGUUCGAGGGAAACGCAACGGCUUCUGGUGGCGUUCACGAUGUCGGUUGCCCAGAUACCCGCGCUGGACCUCAGCUCGGCCAGGACUCCUUCAGCGCGAUCAUCUUCUCCGAUGAAGAGGAGGCAUUGUCUGGGCAUGCCAAGUGGCUCCAGAAAAUACCCGUGCCCAAUGCUUUUUCGGAGGCUGAAAAUGCCCACUGCAACGUUUAUUCGGAGGCUGAUGAUGCCCACUGCAACGUUUUUUCGGAGGCUGAAAAUGCCCACUGUAUCGUUUUUUCGCAGGCUGAUGAUGCCCACUGCAACGUUUUUUCGCAGGCUGAUGAUGCCCACUGCAACGUUUAUUCGGAGGCUGAUGAUGCCCACUGCAACGUUUAUUCGCAGGCUGUUGAUGCUCAAUGCAACGUUUUUUCGGAGGCUGAAAAUGCCCACAGUAUCGUUUUUUCGCAGGCUGAUGAUGCCCACUGUAUCGUUUUUUCGCAGGCUGUUGAUGCCCACUGCAACGUUUUUUCGCAGGCUGAUGAUGCCCACUGCAACGUUUUUUCGCAGGCUGAUGAUGCCCACUGCAACGUUUUUUCGCAGGCUGUUGAUGCCCAAUGCAACGCCAGUUUGUACAAUGAUGCCCUUUGUCGUCCUGCGCUCGAUGAAAACUCGUGCGUCGGCAAUACGACAUCGAACGAACAAAUUCAAUAUUCUGAAGAAAGCCAAUACGAAGCAUCGUCUUGUGCGGACGUGACGACAGAAACCGAGGAUGACAGUGAGAUGUCGUCGCACGUCACGACCAAGAGUUUGACGGACGGUGCUAGUGACGGAACUAGUAAAGACGAAGCCAACACUAGUGGGGACACGACCACUGGUAGUAGUGGGUCAUCAGGGGAGGACUACACCAUCCAGGAGGUCUGCCGUCCCCACCAGGGGCGCGGGUGUCGCCUGGGGCGUCACCAGGUGACAGAGCUGGAUGAAGUGUGUGCGGCUGUAGCGGGUGUUUACUCGCAGCACUAUGGCCUCCUACAGGAGAUAGGACGUGUGUCAGUACUGGACGUGUUCGACAACGUAGACUUCGUACAGCUCGUGAUGGAGAAGUUUGGUGCAGGACUUGACUUGUUCGAGUUCAUUGAACGCGAUCCUGUCUUGGAGGAACCUCUCGCCGCACACAUCUUCUCACAGCUGAUGCUAUACAUCCCUCCUGAACGUUUCUCCAUCAAACUCAUCGACUUCGGGUCGGCCACGUACCGGAGGCGGGACGGACAUCUUUUCUCGCAGUUCGCCGGCACCGUAGAGUAUUGCAGCCCUGAGCUAUUAAGCGCCCUGCUGUACCUGCGGGAGGUAGGGGUGCUGCACCGCGACAUCAAGGACGAGAACGUUAUCAUCAACGAACGUUUCUCCAUCAAACUCAUCGACUUCGGGUCGGCCACGUACCGGAGGCGGGACGGACAUCUUUUCUCGCAGUUCGCCGGCACCGUAGAGUACUGCAGCCCUGAGGUCCUUUUGGGCAACAAGCUUGAAGUCCUACAGGACGACGAAGACCUGCAGCAGGAUGAAGGCCUGCAGCACAACAGCGGGUCGCCGUCCACGCUUACCUCGGAUUCCGACGUGAGCAGCCAGAGCAGCCUUGACGACAUCACGAGCGCCGUCCUGCAAGGCAGCGGCAACUGCUCCGGUAACAAGUUCGAGGACGGCUUCAGCACGAUGUCGGCCAUAAGCUCCGACUGGUCGGAGGCGACAGAGAGCAACUCAAGCGGCCGUCGCAAGGCAGCGAAAUCAACGAAAUCACCUGAUGAUUUGGACGCUUCCAAGUUGCAAGAUUUAAAUGUGCUGAAGAUAGAGAAGCUUAUCGUCUAUGAACAACGGAAAAUACCAAAACAAACUGGCACCAAGAACAAGAACAAUCCACGCAUCAAGUCAGAUGCUGCUAAAAAGGAGAAUGUUGACGGCGAAACUUCUUCUCGUGCUGAAAAGCAACUGCAGGAUGUCAGCAGUUGCCGGAAUGAAGCUGUUCGUUUGUCGUACAGUCCAGUGGGGUCCGGAAUGAGCCCUCUGUCAAUGAGUCUGUUUGAGGACGCUUCGAAAGUUUACCAGAAUGUUUCCAGUAUUGCCAGAGUUGACGACUUUAGGGACGAUACCCGGUUCAGGAAAACUAAAUCUGGCGCCAGAAAACGUAUCCGCAAUUAUCAUGCACGCAACAACUGCAAUAAAGGACGAGUUGGGCACCGCAGAAGUCGAAGUAAAAAUUUCCCAAAAGAUCAAGCGUACAUCAAACCUGAACAGGAGGCUCACAUGGCCGAAGAGUUCGAGUUGAACGAAAUUGAAACUGUAGCUUCUGAGAGUUUCGAGAACAUCAGUGAAGUGAGCGAUGUUCAACCUAGCGGAUGUGGGUCAACGUCGACAGCCGCUGACAGUUCAUGGGAAGCUGAGAGAUUUUGUGGUGACCCUUGGGUUGAGGGGAAGGAUGGAGCUCGAGAGGAGGACACGAGCGAGAGCUUCAGUGAUAGCACGAACACUUCUGGAAACUCCCACGACAUGGCGACUGUGAAGAGAGUAUCCACACCAGACCUGCCAUGUCUCGUGGCUGAUGACGAAGGGGCUGCCAUAGAGACCACGGAACGCCCUUUGUUGUCCCGAAGCGAUCCUGGACCAUCACUUGGACUCCCGCUCUCUGCAGGACUUAAUGUAACCAACACCUGGCCAUUCGUCCCCAGCGUCAGUUGCACUUUCAAUUCUCAUAGCUUACCUGAACCUCGAAGACAGCAGAAGAUUUCAAUUUCUGAAUCUUCGUGUCAUCGGACCUCGCAAUCUGAAACCCAAGCCGCUUACCCACCGCCUGUGAGUAACUCUGAGUGCGUGAAUCAGGAACCUAACUUCCAGCUAGGCCCUUACUCAGGUCGACAGCCAACCAUACCUUCUUACUCACUCACAGCUUCAUAUUCUUUGCCGUACCAAAACAAACUUGGCUACACUUAUGAAAAUAAAAUCUCUGAUCAGUUUACUGGACUCCAUAAAGUGGACAAAACUCUCAACUCUGAUGUUUGUCUUGAAAUGAAUCACGUUAGAACCAGCACCAACAUAGAUGAGGUGGCUCGAGAGAGUUACUUUUCUUCUAUGGGUCUAUUAAAGUCAUUUUCUAGCGACUGCAUCACGGAAAAUUACGAUGAAAAUGGACUUGUUAGCAUCGAACACCAUCCUGAACUAGCCGUUGACAAUCAAAGUCUGCCCUCAAUCGAUCCAGUGAACUCCAUUUAUUCUCAAGCACCGAAAAACUCUGAUAAUAACGGCAGUCUUGAUGUGUCUGUGGGAAGUUUCAGUGACAUCAACGAGCUCAGCAAUCUUGAAGACUUGUCCUUCAGUCCUUACAUUAGCGAAGCCCAUCCUCGGUUCAAGUCUAGUGAGAAAAGAGAAGAACAAAUUCGAAAUGUCGACAAUCCCAAUUUUGCCUUGUAUAGCGCUGAACAAAUCUUGAAACAGAAACUAGUUCUGCCGUCUAACGGGCUUAGUUUCUCUCCUCGAGCGUUUGAUGAAGACUCUUCUGCAUUUAUUAGUCACGUCAAACCAUUAGAUCUAAAUAAAUACAUUGACUUGGAGGAACGACCAAAGAGAAGUGUAGAUAGAAAAUCAAGUAAUUUCUCGGCUAGUUAUUUGCCUUUGUCCCCUAAAUUCAAAUCUGGCAGGAAAAACUCAGACCCACAGGAAACUUGUUCUUUCAAGCGUGAUGAACGAAGUCGUCAAAUGAAUUACAACUCAGGGCAAUCAAUGGAAGGAGCUGCUGACCUGAGUAACAGCUGGGACGACCAUGCAGUGCAGAGACCUUCUCUUCACUCGAACCAUUUUCUUCCUUCUGAAUUAACCUCCCAGACAAAGCUUUCUAAAGAAGAGACUUUUGAUAACGCCGUUUUAACUCCCAGAAGCAGGAGUUUUCAACAAGGCCCUGCACAUUUCAGUGCUUCGACUUUUUCAGAGCACACGCAGAAGCUUAUAUCUGGCGACCACAUCGCUGCGUCUCCGAGACCCUUCAGUCAAAUAUUAUCAGGCCGCGACGUCAGUGAUGUUGUUGCAGAUUUCAGGUUCCAGAGUAAACCUCCUCAGGAUUUCCGUGGUCAUACAGCGAGUAUCACUCGUCACGUGCCAGACCUCAUUGCUAUGACGAAGUUGUUAGGGGAGAUGACAAGUGACGUGUCUCAACAGUUAUGCGGUGAAGUGGACUCCAGUGUAGGCUACCACACGCUGCCCGGGAAAUUCAAAGACGGUCAUGGCAAAGGUCUCGAGUCCACGAAUGAAGCCUUUGAUGGAUUCGUGAACAGUUUUUCCAGAAAAUCUUCUUCAGCACCCACCUCAAGCGAAUUGCUUCAUCCCGAUGAUGUCAAGUGGCUCUACCGCGAUGAGAUUCCUGCCAGGGACAAAAACGAGUGUCUUAGAAAAAACGCUUUAGAAACACGCCCUGCUAACCCGCAUGGCACGAGUAGCUUUGAUAUCAGAGGACCUAGAACAAACAUGUCGAGAGCUGAGAAUGGACUGAGUCACCGAAGCCUGGAACUCCUUCGCAACGAGCUUCUUUCCACUGCUUGGCUCAUCCUACCAUGA